AUGAUACCUGCGAAAAGAAAGUUAAUGUCGACGGAUGACGCACACGACGCAUUGGCUCUGCUUGAGGCGAAUUUGAAGUCGCACCCCGCUAAUGAGCGAGAGGAUGAUGAGGAAACAGGAAUUGUGAGGGUGGAAGAGUUAAAACAGAAGCACGAGGAAGAGGAGGAGGAGGUGCUGGUGUUGGAAGAAAAUGAAGAAGAAGAAGAAGAAGAGGCGGAGGAGAAGGAAAAGCAGCAGCAAUUGACCCCGUGGGAUCGUCUUUACGAAGAGGGUUUGAAACGUGAGGCACGACGACUGGAAGUGUUUGAAAAGGCCACGGCAGACAGAGUGGCAAGAGCCCUGUUUGAUCAGCAGUGCAACACGGCGGGCAGGAGCAAUACACAAAGCUGGAAUAAAGAUUUUGCUGAUCGACAGCAGAGAUGGCUGGACACGAAGGAAGAACGUGUCCGACGGCUACGGGAGGAGGCGGAGAUAGCCGAGCUACGAAAGCUUCAGCCGCCUGCGAUCAACGAAGCUUCCCAGCAAAUGGCAGAGAAGGCGGGGUACGAGGGCCCGAUACGUGGGUGGGAGUCGCAUUUUGCUCGAUAUGCUCUUCGAUUUGCCGAGAAUUCGUUUGUUCCAACGCAUAUGUUUCGUCCCAACAUUAACAUAAACGCCCACCAUUCCGAGGAGACGGUGAGAGACAUCGGGGAGCGCCUGUACAAGGAGGACGUACAGAGGCGACAAGGACGACUGCGUGAGCUGAUGAUGAAAUACCAACGGAGUGAACUUAUUGACGGUUGCACGGGAAAGCCGUACUUUACGCCGUGUAUUUCUUGGAAGACGGAGAUGGCGAGGAAAAGGCGGAGUGAGCAGAGGACUCGCAGUGCCGCCAGGGCCACAGAGAUGCUAUAUAUAAAAGCACGGGAGCGGUAUAACAAAGUAGCGGAGCCCCCGGUGGAUUCAAACUCCUUCACGCCAGAAAUAUGUCGACUUUCUCGUAAAAUGGCCGAAAGGCGAAAAGCACGCAGUGAGAAACGGCCGGAUGUUGUACCAAAAACUUUGACGCCGCCUGAGAAGAAGUCUAAACUGAAAUUAGGAGAGUUUCUUUCAAGAGAGGAGGCCUGCCUAGCGAGGCGAAGACAGAAGAUGGAAAGGGUGGAGCGUCAGCUCUUGGAAAGGCAAGAAGAGGAAUGCACGUUUAUUCCCCGCAUUAACAAGCGAAGCGUGGAGAUAUUUGAGGGGUCUCAGCAACGCUACGGCAGUUCUUCGCCCCCAAUGGAGAUGACACACCCGGGCGCCAUUCAACUGACACCUCCAACUGAAGGGGCAGAGACGUAUGAAAGGGACCAUUUUAUAAGUGAUGCCAUUUCGCCUCUUCUCUACGAAAGCAGCGCCGCAUCCACGUCCCCUCUGAUUCGUAUCGAUAACGACGGAUCCCGGCUUAUAAAUGAGUUUGAACACAAAAUGAAAGAGCUUUUAAACGAGUGGCGAAGUAUUGAGCGUGUGUAA
Molecule: messenger RNA, 1491 nt
Organism: Trypanosoma cruzi
Lineage: Eukaryota; Euglenozoa; Kinetoplastea; Trypanosomatida; Trypanosomatidae
Exons: 1
Coding region: 1-1491 (496 amino acids)
Source: RefSeq, a predicted model, not a curated record